AUGCCAGUCGACUCUGCCUCGCUCGAAGCCAAGAUCCGGGAAAGCUGGCCUGACGCGACUCACGUGCAAGUCUUCGAUGUCAGCGGUGGCUGCGGUGCCUCCUACGAAGUAAUCAUCGUCUCUCCGUCCUUCGCGGGCAAGACCACACUGAAGAAGCAUCGAGAGGUCAACGACAAGCUCAAGGACGAGAUCGCACAAUUGCACGCCUUCACACAAAAAACGUUCACGCCCGAGCAGUUCGAGAACGUCAAGAUUGUUACGCAGUAG
Messenger RNA from Rhodotorula toruloides NP11, 267 nucleotides. Its product is annotated as BolA family protein. NCBI's taxonomy places the organism in Eukaryota, Fungi, Basidiomycota, Microbotryomycetes, Sporidiobolales, Sporidiobolaceae. Bases 1 to 267 code for a protein of 88 amino acids. The record is from RefSeq and is a predicted model, not a curated record. The transcript is spliced from 6 exons.